Molecule: messenger RNA, 654 nt
Organism: Sporothrix brasiliensis 5110
Lineage: Eukaryota; Fungi; Ascomycota; Sordariomycetes; Ophiostomatales; Ophiostomataceae
Exons: 2
Coding region: 1-654 (217 amino acids)
Source: RefSeq, a predicted model, not a curated record
AUGUGGACGACACUGCUUCAGAUGGGUGAGCUCGUGGACACCGCCAAUCGUGUUUACGAUCCGACUGAGACUCGUAUUUUCGUUACGCACGCAUCGCCCGCACGCGAAGGCAUUUUGAAUCAGUUGUCGGUGACUUUAAAGGCUGAUUUUUCUAUUUCGGCCGGCCUCCAUUUCCGCUAUGGUAGUUCAUACAACGAAUUCAGCGUUAAUCCGACUCUCGAUCAUUACCGCGGCAAGCUUGCAGCGAGCAAAGCCUCAUUCAACGAUGUCUGGGAAACGGUCAAAAACGAGGUAGAGCCGGCUAUCCAGCAAAACGAAGCACAGCAAAACCUGCUGAAGAAUGCCCUUGGUAUCGUGGAAAAGAUGCCGACAACGGCAGCCGGCGGCAAUCCGUUCGGCGGAUCUGCUGCAGGCCCACCUGCCCUUGGACAGGUUGACGAAAGCGCAUUCAAAAACAUGUGGAAUUUUAACCUCGCGGAUGCUGCGUUUGGCUACCUUGCCCUGGAAAUACAAGACGGGCGCAUUGGUACGGAGAUGCGCGCCCAAGGCUUCAACUUCUCCCAUCGCGGAUCAGCAAUCGUCUAUUUCGAUGUCGCAAAAGCUACCGGCUUCGCAAACGCAACAGCAGGUCCCAGUGUCUAUAUCCCACUCUAG